Molecule: messenger RNA, 9009 nt
Organism: Rotaria sp. Silwood2
Lineage: Eukaryota; Metazoa; Rotifera; Eurotatoria; Philodinida; Philodinidae
Source: the annotation of a GenBank genome assembly
AUGAAGCAGGUCGUCGUUAACGAACCUCUUUUGUCUGUAGAGAGUGGAAAUGAUACUGAUGAACAACAAAGUAUUUGGGCUUCCAUAUUACGUGAUGUCAAAUCAUCAGCAAAAAAAGCACCUACAACAAAAUCUUUGGUAGUUUUAGGUGAUAAUGAAAGUGGUCGAACAACAUUAGUAGCUAAAUUACAAGGCAAUGAUGAUCCAAAACGAGGUGCUGGCCUUGAAUAUCAUUAUAUUGAUAUUAAAGAUGAUGAUCAAGAUGAUACUCCGAAAUUAGGUGUGUGGAUUCUUGAUGGUGAUGUAGCAUGUUCAGCUCCAUUAUUAAAAUUUGCUAUGAAAUCUGAAACAUUAGAAAAUACAGUUCUGAUUCUUGUUGCAAGUAUGACUCAACCAUGGUCAUUAUUAUCAACAUUAAAAAAAUGGACAACACUUAUUGAAGAACAUAUUGAUCGAUUACAAAUUGAUCCAACACGUUUACGUGAAAUGCGUGAUCGUCUCCAAUAUGAUUUUCAACAUUAUAUGGAACCAAAUGAUUCAUCAACAAUGUUAACAUCAUCUGCAUCAUCAACAACAAUUAAAAGUGGAGUUGGUGGUGGUCGUGUACCAAGCUCUGUUUCAUCGGUUUCACUCGCAUCAACAACACCAUUAAGUCUAACAAAUGGAGAUGAACAGGUUGUUUUACCACUUCCUGAUGGUGUUUUAACAAAAUCAUUUGGUAUUCCAAUUAUUGUUGUUAUAACAAAAUGUGAUGUUAUGUCAACAUUAGAAAAAGAAAAUGAUUAUAAAGAUGAACAUUUUGAUUUUAUGCAACAUCAUUUAAGAAAGUUCUGCUUAGAAUAUGGUGCUGCAUUGUUUUAUACAUCGGUAAAAGAGAAAAAGAAUAUUGAUAAACUAUAUAAAUAUAUUGUACACAAAAGUUAUGGCUAUCUAUUUACAUUAUCAGCUGUUAUUGUUGAACGUGAAGCAAUUUUUAUUCCAGCUGGAUGGGAUAAUCCAAACAAAGCGGAUAUUUUAUUAGAAAAUCUUCAUCGAAUUAAAUCGACAGAUAAUUAUUCAGACGUUUUUGUCAAACCUGUUACGCGACGGCCAUUACAACGUGAUAAUGAAAUAGUUAUGGCUGAAGAUGAUCAAGAAUUUUUAUCAAAACUUCAAUUAACACUUAAUAGAGCUGCAUCACCUGGUAGAACAGAUGAAAAUGCAACAUCUGUGUCCACACGAACAUCAGGUGUAAGUGGUGGUGUUGGUUCACAACCAACUGCAGCAGUUGGACGAUCAAGACCUCAGUCGAAUGCAACAUCUGCCAGUGGAAAUACUGCAACGAAUGAAGGAGCAUUAGCUAAUUUUUUCAACAGUCUUCUCACAAGAAAAUCAAGCGGUGCGGCAACUCCUACAGGCGGCAGUACACCUGCUACUCAACGGCAAACAUCUCAAUCUCCUACAACACCUUCAUCAAAACGAUUACAGCAACAUCCUCUAACAUUUGCCGUUACACCACCACUGGGUCGUUCAAGAACACCUACACCACAUAAAACAUUCCCUUCCUCAUUGAACGUAGAAUCACCACCUAAAAUCGUAUCACCUGUAGUUGAAAAACAAGCUACAGUAGAAAAUACUUCUUUCAUUUCACCAACAGUAGUUCGAACACCCUUGGAAGAUAGUAAACCAGUGAAAACUUUCAAGACCACAGAAAAUGAGCAAUCAACAAUAACAACUGUUGAAUCUCCAAAUUUCAAUCAUAAUCAGAAACAAUUCAAUGAUGCUCUCCAAGUUGAAAAUGGGCCGAUCACAAACGGAGAUCGACAAAAUACUGAAUCAAUAACAUCGCAACACGAUUCAAUAUCUAAUACUAAAGAUAAUUCUAAUAGUGAAGCUCGUAUUGCUUCUCCUCAAUCGUCACCCACAACAGAGAAGGAAUUGAAUAUUAAACAAAUUGUGCCAAAUGAUGACACUCAUCAACGAUUAUCAAAUGAUUCUCCUCUUUCGCAAAGUAUCACACAAGAUCAAGAAAGUGAGAUUCAACAAUCUCCUUCUUUUCAAUCAACAGUUACAGACACUCCACGAAACGAUGAAAAAACUAUAAAUAACACAUCAACUGAUACACAAUCAAGACAUAUUUCUCCAUCGCAGCAUGAUGAACUCUUGAACACCGAAAAUCAGAGCAAUGUCUCAUUGAUUGAUGAAUCAAGAUCGUCUUCUCUUGCUGCACAUGAUCAUAAUCAGCUACAUGAUUUAUCACAAUCUAUAGAUCAGAAGUCAUCUGAACUUUCGUCAAGUCAAACUUUUGAAAACACUCAACAAUUAAAUGAUGAACAAGAGAAAGAAGAGCAAAUAUACUCUACUACAACAAAAGAAGAAGCACUUGAAGACUCUACUAAAGGCAAUACAUUAAAUAAUGAUGAAGAACAACUAACUGACACGAAACCAUCUCUAAAUUCUAGUUGUCAGAAGAGUUCAAUAAACUCCUUUAUUACAUCUCAAUCGUCUGAAGAUGAAAGAACACAUCUUCAACCAGAAAAUGAAUUACCUACUGAUACUUUACCUUCCGUACAACUUCAAAGACGAUCUUCAUCGUCUGAUGUUGUUGAAUCAGCACUACCAAUUCCAUCUAGAUCAGAGUCACAUACUAUACUCGAACCAUCUGAAUCAUCAUUAAUUUAUCCAGUUGAGGACAGUCAACAGGCGUCUCAUACAGAGCAAUUUGAUCAGGCAAUCAUUCGAACAGAACUGCCUGAUAAUGUUUCAUCAACUAUCCAAUCUCCCACAUUAUUCUCCAUUUCAAACAAUUCCACCAUUGAAGAGCAACAAAACCAAAUCUUCAUAUCUGAUUCUAACAUGAAUAAUAACCAUGAUGAUUUCGAUUCUACAAACGAAAUGCCAAUUAACAGUUCAGAUCUACCUACAACACAAGAAACAAAUUCACUAACAGCAACUGAUACGGAGAAAUCACUUGACUCAUCUAUUUCUGACUAUCCUCCCUUGACACCAACAACUCGGGAACAAAGAAAGUUACAAUCAACAGAAACAAACUCAACAAAGACGUCGACUCACGAGGCAACACUCUCAUCUAUCUCAUCAUCGGAACUUUCAGAAUCUACACAACUCCUUCACUCGCCUACAAUUGACACACAUGAAACCAAAUGGCAUUCUCUUGAGAACACAGCUGAGCUACCUAUAACUAACGACACAUAUGAACACGGUCGGUCGCCGUCGCCUACUACUACACCAACCGAACAAGAUUCCGCACCCCUAUCAGCUGUUACAGAACCAGAACAAGAAAGUGAACAACUUGCAUCACAUCCUCGUGGAAACAAUCAAGAACGAAGUCGAUCUCCAUCACCAUUUUUACAAGGCACAGAACAAAUAAAUCCAUCUCAACCAUCUAUUUCAGAAGAUGGACAACACAGGAACCGAUCACCAUCACCUACAACUGAGAACAAAAAUCAACGAAGUCGAUCUCCAUCAAUUGUCGUUCAUGACCAACAACAAAGGGGAGAGUCUUCAUCGCCCACUACUGAAAAGAAAGAUAAAGGUAGUCGAUCCUCUUCGCCUACCAUCGAGCAGAGUGAAAAUCCCAGCUCACCUCUCUCGCCCGCCGUGAAUCAAAAUCCAGAAUCAGCUCGAUCACAGUCACCCACUACCCAAGGGAGGCAACAGAGAAGCCGAUCACCAUCACCUAUAAUCCACCAAAGCCUUGAACAAAGCCAACCUGUAUCACUUACCGAGAACGACGCAGAACAAAAGAGUGAAUCUCCAUUCCCUGCUGUCCAAGACGAACAACAAAGGAACGAAUCUCCCUUACCUAUUACCGACAAAAGCAGUGAACGAAGUCAAUCACCAUCAUCUGCUUCUCAAGAAGGCGAAGUAAGAAACCGAUCACCUUCACCUAUCACUCAAGGAAAAGAUGAACACAGUCGAUCGUCUUCGCCUGUUGCCCAAGACGGACAACGAAGAACCGAAUCUCCAUUACCUAUUGCCGACAAAAGUAGUGAACGAAGUCAAUCCCCAUCGUCCGCUGCUCAACAAGGCGAAGUAAGAAGCCGAUCACCUUCACCUAUCACUCAAAGAAAAGAUGGACGCAGUCGAUCGCCUUCGCCUGUUGCCCAAAACGUACACCAAAGGACCGAAUCUCCAUUACCUAUUGCCGACAAAAGUAGUGAACGAAGUCAAUCACUGUCGUCUGCUGCUCAAGAAGGCGAAGUAAGAAGCCGAUCACCUUCACCUAUCACUCAAGGAAAAGAUGAACGCAGUCGAUCGCCUUCGCCUAGUAUCGGAGAGGAACAACAAAGAACCAAAUCUGCAUUACCUCUUGUCGAACAAACCAGUGAACGAAGUCACACUCCAUCACCUACUGCUCAAGAAGGCGAAGUAAGAAGCCGAUCACCUUCACCUAUCACUCAAGGAAAACAUGAACGCAGUCGAUCGCCUUCGCCUGUUGCCCAAAACGUACACCAAAGGACCGAAUCUCCAUUACCUAUUGCCGACAAAAGUAGUGAACGAAGUCAAUCACUGUCGUCUGCUGCUCAAGAAGGGGAAGCAAGAAGCCGAUCACCUUCACCUAUCACUCAAGGAAAAGAUGAACGCAGUCGAUCGCCUUCGCCGAGUAUCCAAGAGGAGCAACAAAGAACCGGAUCUCCAUUACCUAUUGUCGACAAAAGUAGUGAACGCAGUCAAUCACCAUCAUCUGCUUCUCAAGAAGACGAAGUAAGAAGCCGAUCACCUUCACCCAUCAAUCAAAGAAAAGAUGGACGCAAUCGAUCGCCUUCGCCUGUUGCCCAAAACGUACACCAAAGGACCGAAUCUCCAUUACCUAUUGUCGAACAAAGCAGUGAACGAAGUCGCACUCCAUCACCUCCUGCUCAAGAAGGCGAAGUAAGAAGUCGGUCACCUUCACCUAUCACUGAAGGAAAAGAUGAACGCAGUCGAUCGCCUUCGCCUAGUAUCCAAGACGAACAAAACAGCACCGAAUCUGCAUUACCUAUUGUCGAACAAAGCAGUGAACAAAGUGGCACUGCAUCGCCUCCUGCUCAAGAAGAUGAAGUAAGAAGCCGAUCACCUACACCCAUCACUGAAGGAAAAGAUGAACGCAGUCGAUCGCCUUCGCCUAGUAUCCAAGACGAACAAAACAGCACCGAAUCUGCAUUACCUAUUGUCGAACAAACCAGUGAACAAAGUCAAUCACCAUCCCCUCCUGCUCAAGAAGGCGAAGUAAGAAGCCGGUCACCUUCACCUAUCACCGAAGGAAAAGUUGAACGCAGUGGAUCGCCUUCGCCUAGCAUCCAAGAGGAACAAAAAAGCACCGAAUCUGCAUUACCUAUUGUCGAACAAAGCAGUGAACGAAGUGGCACUGCAUCGCCUCCUGCUCAAGAAGAUGAAAUAAGAAGCCGAUCACCUACACCCAUCACUGAAGGAAAAGAUGAACGCAGUCGAUCGCCUUCGCCUGUUGCCCAGGACGGACAACAAAGAACCGAAUCUCCAUUACCUAUUGCCGACGAAAGUAGUGAACGAUGUCGCACUCCAUCACCUCCUGCUCAAGAAGGCGAAGUAAGAAGCCGGUCACCUUCACCUAUCACUCAUGGAAAAGAUGAAGGUAGUCGAUCGCCUUCGCCUAGUAUCCAAGAGGAGCAACAAAGAGCGGGAUCUCCAUUACCUAUUGUCGGGAAAAGUAGUGAACGCAGUCAAUCACCAUCGUCUGCUGCUCAAGAAGGCGAAGUAAGAAGCCGAUCACCUGCACCUAUAACUCAAAAAAAAGAUGAACGCAAUCGAUCGCCUUCGCCUGGUGUCCAAGAUGGACAAGAAAGGAUAGAAUCUCCAUUACCUAUCGUCGAACAAACGAGUGAACGAAGUGACACUGCAUCACCUAUUGUGAAAAAAACUGAUGAAAGCAGCGGAAGCUCGUCACGUUUUACGGAACAUAAAGAAGAAAAUAGUCAAUCUGUUUCGCCUAUUCUUUGGGAGACACAGGAAAGCAGAAGAUCAGCAUCACUUGUUACCGAGAGUAAAGAUGAACGCAGUCGAUCCCCAUCGCCUAACAUCGAGCUAGACGAACGCGACAGUCCACCUGUUUCAUGCUACGCGGACGAGAAUCAUGAACAUAGUUUAUCUUCAUCUCGUACUGUGCAAGAAGAACAGCAAAGAAGGGGAUCUCCAUUUCCUAUAACCGAGCAAGAACUUCAACGAAGUCGAUCUCAGUCGCCUACUAUCCAAGAGGAACCACAAAGUAACGAAUCGGUACUACCUAUUACUGAACAAAUAGCAGAACGAAGCAGAUCAGGAUCGCUUGUGAACCAAGAAGGACAACAAAACACGGGAUCAGCAUCGGGUCUUACCGGUGGAAAAGAUGAACCCAGUCGAUCACUAUCGCCUGGUGUCGAAGCGGAACAAAAAAGGAGCGAAUCUCCGGUACUUGUUAUGGAACAUAAAAAUGAACGAAGUCGAUCUUCAUCGCCUUCAUUGAGAGAAGAGCAGGAAAGGAACGAGCCUCCAUCAGCUUUUACGGAGGAAGAAGAUGAACGUCGUCGGUUUGCGUCACCUGUUGCUGAACAGGAACAACAGAGAAGCCGAUCACCAUCAUCUGUUAUCGAAGAGAAAAAAGCACUCAUUCGGUCCCCAUCCCCUACCAUCGAACAAGAUGAAAACCUCAGUCAACCCGUUCCACUCGCCGCAGACCAGAAUCAGGAAGAAAGUCGAUCUCAAUCACCAACUGUGCAAGGAGAACAAGAAAGAAGCCGAUCGCCUUUACCUGUAAGCGAACAAAAUCGUGAAGGAAGUCAAUCUCCUUCACUUAAUGUGGAUGAGGAUGAAGGAAAGAGUCGAUCAUCAUCGCUUCUUACUGAAGACAGACAUGAACGAAGUCGAUCUCCAUCACCUGUUAUCCAAGAGGAACAGCUAAGGAGUGAAUCUCCAUUACGAAUAGACGAACAAAAAAAUGAAGGAAGUGAAUCUUCAUCGUUUACUGUCCGAGAAGAACAACAAAGAAGAGAAUCUCUAUCACAUUUCACAGAUGAAAAAGAUGAACGGAGUGCAUCUCCGACGCAAGCUGUGCAAGAAGGACAGAAAAGGGGUGAAUCGACAUUAUCAGUCACACAACACGAAAAUGAACGAAGUGAAUCCCCAUCACCUGACGUCGAAGUGGAUAACAAAAUGAGCAAAUCUUCGUCAGUUUUUGUGGCUCAAAAGGAUGAACAUAGUCGAUCGCCAUCGUCAGCUGAUCAAGAGGAAAAACGAAGGAGUGAAUCUCCAUCAUAUACCAUCGAGCAAAGCGAAAACCGUAGCCGACUCGUUUCACCUACUGCGGCAAAAAGUGAAGAACAUAGUCUUUCUCAAUCAAUGCUUGUGCAAGGGGGCGAACAGAGAAGCCGAUCUCCAUCACCUAUUACUGAAGACAAAUAUGAAAGAAGUGGAUCAACAUCAUCUGCUGUGCAAGAGAGACAGGAGAGGAGUCGUUCUUCAUCACCUAUCAUCGAACAAAAGCAAAUACGUAGUCGAUCUCCAUCACGUGUUAGGGAAGAAAAGCUUGAACGAAGACAAUCUGAAUUAGCUAUUUCCCAAAAUAAUGAACAAAGGAGUCGAUCUUCAUUGCCUACCGCCGACCAAGAUGAAGAUCAGAGAACACCCGUUUUACCAGUCGCGCAACAGAAUGUGGAACAUAGUCGAUCUCAGUCGCCCAAUGUGACAGAGGAUGAACACAGAAGCCAGCCGACAUCACCCAUUACUGAACAAAAAGAUGAGCGAACUCGAUCUCCAUCACCUAUUUUCCAACUAAAACAUGAACGUACUCGAUCUGAAACACGUACUAACGAUGAUGUAGUCGAUCCGACUAUGUCUAAGUCUCCUGUUUCAUCACCAACUCUAUCAGAGAAAUUGGAAGAAAACCAAAAUGCCCAAUCAUCGUCAGAUUUUACGUAUAAAACUACGCAUACCUUAACAGAAGACGUAGUUCAUUCCCAGAUGCAUGAAUCGGAAAAAGCAGAUUACGAUGGAUCAACAUUACCGAUAAUCAGUCAGAAACAACAUCAAGAAGAAAAUAUGACGCAAGGCUUUACACCAUUAUCAUUCACAAAUGAAAACAAAUUAUCCGGAGAAGAAGAUUAUAAAUCUGACGAAACUGACGAAAAUAGACACGUUUUGAUGAAAAAUGAUGAACAAUUAAAAGAAUGUUCAAUACCGUCAGCUUUAACAGAAAAACACGUAGAAGAACCAUUGCUCAUUUCAUCACCAGUGACAACAUCUCCAUCAGUAAAAGAUCAACAAGAAACAUCAUUCAUUAAUACUGAGGAGGAAAAUCAAAAUUUUCCUCUGAUUUCGUCAUCAACAUCACUUCGUGGUGAAAAUCAGUAUUCUAAAACAAUAAAAUCACCUAUUAAAGAAAGUGUUUCAUCAAUCAUACUGGAGAACCAAGGCACGAUGUCUCCUACUCCAGCUACUCAUCCAGAAUUAUCGAGUCUUUCUCAUUCUGAACCUCUAGUCGCAUCGAAACCUACGGAAACAAUCGAACUUGUUUCAUCAACACAACCUGUGUCUUUUGAUCAUCAUAUUGAACCUGAUUCAUCUCCUAAUCUUAUAUUAUCCGAUAUUCAUCGAUCAAGCAUUACACGCAGUCAAAGUUCAUCAGCAAUUGCUCGUCCUAAUACCCUUGCUUUUUCUCCCAAUGAUCAUGAUCUUGAUGGACUUUAUCUUUCAAAUGAUUAUGACGAUGAAAAUGAAAUGCCUGAAAAUAAUGAAUAUCAUCAUAAUAGUGCUCCGACGAGCACUGUGCGUGAAGAAUGCUGUCAUUUGGAUCUUCUACAUAAAGAUAGCGUUGAACAACAACACACACCAAUAGAUCCAACUAAUAUUUCAAAAACUUUAUCGAUAGUAGAAAAAUCCACAAUAGAAGGUAUUCUCUACACAUUACAUUACAUAAUGGUGAUAUGUUCAUGGUGUUGGAUAUUCAUUUUUCUUCCCCCUUCCCUAUCAUUAUAUAGUGACAUUAGUGGUGUUGAUUCAACAAAUUCCAAAGGCACAUAA